UCUCGGAGGUUAAAAGGGAAGGCCCGGCCAGGGGUCCCUGGGCAGAGGAUCCGGCGGCCCGCACGACCAGCAGGAACACUUCUGGGUCACCAUCUCCUCCUCCACCUCCUCCUCCACGACAACCAGCCCAGGUCCUGGCCAUGAGACCCCAGCACCUCCACCUCCCCGCCGCCUCGGGCGCCCGGGCCCCGGCCAAGCUGCUGCUGCUGCCGCUGCUGAUGGCGCAACUCUGGGCUGCAGAGGCGGUGUUCCCCCAAAACGUCACGGCUUUGGACCUCGAGGCCUCAGGCGCCCCGUGCGCGCGCGGCUCGCAGCCCUGGCAGGUCUCCCUCUUCAGCGGCCUCUCGUUCCACUGCGCGGGGGUCCUGGUGGACAAGAGCUGGGUGCUCACGGCCGCGCACUGCGGGAACAACAAGCAGCUGUGGGCUCGCGUUGGGGAUGACCACCUGCUGCUUCUGCAGGGCGAGCAGCUCCGCAGAACCACGCGCUCUAUCGUGCACCCCAAAUACCACCACGGCUCAGGCCCCAUCCUGCCGAGACGCACGGAUGAGCACGACCUCAUGCUGCUGAAGCUGGCCCGGCCGGCCGUGCUCGGGUCACGAAUCCAGACCCUGCGCCUGCCCUACCGCUGCGCCCAGCCUGGAGACCAGUGCCAGGUGGCUGGCUGGGGCACCACGGCCCACCGGAGAGUGAAGUACAACAAGGGCCUGAGCUGCUCCGGGGUCACCAUCCUGAGCCCCAGGGAGUGUGAGGUCUUCUACCCGGGCGUCGUCACCAACAACAUGCUGUGUGCGGGACUGGACCAGGGCCAGGACCCCUGCCAGAGUGACUCCGGUGGCCCCCUGGUCUGCGAUGAGACCCUGCAGGGCGUCCUGUCCUGGGGCGUUUACCCCUGCGGCUCCGCUCAGCAUCCGGCCGUCUACACGCAGAUCUGCAGAUACACCUCCUGGAUCGAGAGAACCAUUCGCUCCAACUGACCCCGCGACUCCUUCCCCAUCUCACAUCCUUCCUGACCCGCGACUCCUUCCCCAUCUCACAUCCUUCCUGUACGGUCGCUGGACGUUCCCCCCUCGCCCCACCCAAAGCUCUGCCACCCAUCCUUUCCAGCCAGCACCUCUCCUCUUCCCGCAUCCUCCUCCCCGCUGGAGUGCAGGAAGCGGGAGCCCGAGCGAGGCCGGGAAGCCAGCCUCUGAGAGAAGUUAUCAGUCGCCCAGCCUGGCUUCCUCGACCACCGUUCUCUGCUGUGUGACCUUGGGCAAGCCAGAGACCUCUCUGGGCUUCCGUGUCCACCUGGAAAAUGAAGACAAAGAAGUGCCUACCUCGUAGACGUGUUGUGAGGAAACCGUGAUAACGCGUGUGUAUGUGUGUAGAUCAUGAUGGUCAUUCUCAGUAAAGCAUGACAUGGCA
Molecule: messenger RNA, 1407 nt
Organism: Eptesicus fuscus (big brown bat)
Lineage: Eukaryota; Metazoa; Chordata; Mammalia; Chiroptera; Vespertilionidae
Gene: KLK10
Product: kallikrein related peptidase 10
Exons: 6
Coding region: 141-977 (278 amino acids)
Biological process (GO): proteolysis
Molecular function (GO): serine-type endopeptidase activity
Source: RefSeq, a predicted model, not a curated record